Frankliniella occidentalis (western flower thrips) is the source of this 684-nucleotide messenger RNA. RefSeq names its product gastrula zinc finger protein XlCGF57.1-like. Lineage: Eukaryota; Metazoa; Arthropoda; Insecta; Thysanoptera; Thripidae. The annotation marks the transcript as partial. The record is from RefSeq and is a predicted model, not a curated record. Gene Ontology annotation, biological process: regulation of transcription by RNA polymerase II. Gene Ontology annotation, molecular function: RNA polymerase II cis-regulatory region sequence-specific DNA binding; DNA-binding transcription factor activity, RNA polymerase II-specific. The transcript is spliced from 2 exons.
AUGCCAGUAUGCGGAGAGAAGCCCUUCGAGUGUACACACUGCCCCAAGAAGUUCGCGAGGGAAUAUCUGCUGCACAUUCACCUCAGGACCCACACAGGAGAGAAGCCCUUCGGAUGUACAUACUGCGACAAGAAAUUUACUCGAAAGGAAUUCUUACGCAGACAUCUCCAGACCCACACAGGAGAGAGGACUUUUGAGUGUACACUCUGCGACAAGAAAUUUGCGUUCUCUGAUACUUUGCGCAAACAUCUCCGAACCCACACAGGAGAGACGCCUUUGGAGUGCAUCAUCUGCAACAUGAAAUUUGCGCGGUCUGAUUCUCUGCGCACACACGUCCGGACCCACACAGGAGAGAAACCUUUUGAGUGUACAAUCUGCUGCAAGAAAUUUGCUAACAAGACCAACUUGGGCAGACAUCUCCGAACACACACCGGAGAGAAGCCCUUCGAGUGUACACUCUGCAACAAGAGAUUUGCGGUAAUGGAUAAACUCCGCCAACACCUUCGGACCCACACAGGAGAGAAGCCUUUUGAGUGUACAUUCUGUGACCAGAAAUUUUCUCAAAAGGCCAUCUUGGUCACACAUCUCCGGACCCACACAGGAGAGACGCCUUUUGAGUGUACACUCUGUAACAAGAAAUUUGCGUGUUCUGGUUAUUUGCGCACACACCUUCGGACCCACAGC